Messenger RNA from Perkinsus marinus ATCC 50983, 2085 nucleotides. RefSeq lists its product as hypothetical. The transcript is spliced from 5 exons. Gene Ontology annotation, cellular component: cytoplasm. Gene Ontology annotation, biological process: autophagy; peptidyl-serine phosphorylation. Lineage: Eukaryota; Perkinsozoa; Perkinsida; Perkinsidae. Gene Ontology annotation, molecular function: ATP binding; protein serine/threonine kinase activity. The record is from RefSeq and is a predicted model, not a curated record. The coding region runs from base 1 to 2085 and encodes 694 amino acids.
AUGCCCCACCAGCCUGGACACUACCAGUACGUCCGUGAGCACUGCUUCGAAGGUCUCCCGGCCCAUCAUCGUGGCGACCGGCGACACAGGGAGGAGAGGCCGGCCCCGAUCAUCAACCUGCCCAAGCCAGAUGAGGACACAUUAUGUUCGAGGCAGUUCGAUUUUCCGCAUACCAGUGCUGCCCCUCGAGGCCGAUUGCACGCCAGUGACGUGGACCUGGGUGGGUCCAUGGAGUAUAGCUGUGACUUUGAAGAUCGUUGGUUGUACUCUAAUGACACGAGACUCUCCGAGGAAGAUCGUCAGCAAGCGUUGGCUCAGGAGCGGAUGAUGGAUCUCUUGCGAGAUCGAGGAUACGAGGACAUAAGACCUCUCCCCGAUGAUGUGCAAGGAGGGGAAGCAUGGGUGGUCUACUGCUCGAAGAACGGCUCUGAUUAUGUGGCGAAGAUGAAGCCUAUCGACAACAACGUUCUUAUCGAAGCUGAGACGCUAUCACGACUCCAGAGUUCAGCUUUAAACCCAUGUCCCGAUUUCGGUUUCCGCCACUACAAACUAACAUCUCCGUUUCGUGUUUUCGCUCAUGUCCUGGCGAUCGAACGGUAUCACGGCGCCGUAGAGCCCCUCCGCAUGAGGAAGUGGAUGCUCCAACUGUGUCUGGCACUGGAGUACAGUCAUGCUCACUCCGUGUGGCAUAGAGACAUAAAGGCGGAGAAUGUUAUGAUCGACAGCAAUGAUAAUGCUAGGUUGCUCGAUUUCGGUAUGGCUGCUUUCGCGAGAACGUCCUCAGCGUUAGAGCUGAGCUCGGAGCUCGACGGUGAGGACCGGCAUAAAUUCUUUGGGACGGAGCAGUACGCCGCCCCUGAGGUUAUACUUCAUCAGGAGUAUACGGCUAAGGUCGAUCUUUGGGGUUUGGGAGUGAUACUGCAUCAAGUGUAUCAAGGCAGGGCCCCCUCGAUGGAUUAUAGUGACACCCCUGGUCGCCUUCGAAUACAAGGACCUCUGCGACCGAUGAACCCCUGGGUGAUGGAGGCUAUGCUGGGCCUACUCGAUCCUGACCCGAACAGGCGCUGGGGGUUCGACCAGAUCUAUGCUUGUAGAUGGAUGCAAGAGAGUGAUGACUUCUGUGUGGAUGCUCCAGUAGGCGAGACUCGGGCGUUGAGUGGGCGGGAACUUAUAGAACGAAUAAGUUUGCAGCCGGGCGAGCCACCUGUUUGGGUCAGUCUGAAGGCUGCGAUGACGUGCUAUUCUUGGGAUCCUCACGGUAUUCCACGGGAUAAGGCUGGAGCCUUCUUGAGAGGCUCUCAGAGUCGCCAAUUGCGAACCGAACUAUCGAGUGUGCAGGUCGCGAGAGGAAGGGAGACUGGCAACAUCGCCGUCGAAGUAUCUGAUAUUCUCAAUGUGAGUCCUGUCGGUGGGAAAAUCUUUAUGUCGGUCAACGGAGGGCUGGGUAUGUGCACUCCAAUGCAAUGCCCUCCGAGCAUGGCUUGUGAUCACCGUGCGGCUGGUUUCCCUGAUCAUUCUAUGCUCGAUCUCGCCCUGUCGGCUGCGUACGGCCUCGACGAGACCCCUCCACCAGUGUAUCCUGGGGGUGGUAGUAGCAGUAGCAAUACCACUAUAGUCCCCGGUAGAGCUCUAGAGCAGCGACUCAGCAGCCUUUCUGCGAGAGGGCAAAGGCCCGGACAGAACAACACGAAGGGGAGCGGGAGGUCGGGAAACGCCCAGAGCCCAGGCGACCAGAUGCCGUUGCCUCCGAAGAUGAUGACGUUCUUGUCGGUAGACCGGGAAGUGUUGGUCCGCAAAGUGAAAGGGCGUGUGAAGUUAUGGGUAUCUCUAGCGCGUCAAGUGGAGUUCAUAUGGCGCGCUGUUGAUAGGUCUGAAGUGGGUGAAGUGGUAACAAAGCUGCAGCCAUUACUGCACAGGAUGAGAGCACUGCGAGCCAGCUAUCCCGGUGUACCGGCGUUCGCUGUUGAGAUCACCGAUCUAGUACGAGGGAAUGACUCUGACAAGCUAUUCGUUACAGUCAAUGGCGGCGUUGGUCGAGUCUUUGUUCUCCUCGGUAAAAACAACUCUAGUACAACCAAAUUCUGA